Etheostoma cragini (Arkansas darter) is the source of this 2296-nucleotide messenger RNA. Its product is annotated as diacylglycerol O-acyltransferase 1-like. The transcript is spliced from 17 exons. Gene Ontology annotation, biological process: triglyceride biosynthetic process. The record is from RefSeq and is a predicted model, not a curated record. Gene Ontology annotation, molecular function: diacylglycerol O-acyltransferase activity. NCBI's taxonomy places the organism in Eukaryota, Metazoa, Chordata, Actinopteri, Perciformes, Percidae. Gene Ontology annotation, cellular component: endoplasmic reticulum membrane. The coding region runs from base 194 to 1714 and encodes 506 amino acids.
GCUGCUGUCACUGUUGCGUCAUGAAUACACUCCAACCUGCUGUAGUGAUAUUUGAGCUUUGGGCUUUGGGCGGAUUUCCCAAUCACUUCCCUCUCUUGGACUAACAUUGCCAGCGCUACGCUAUUGUCACAAGUAACGCUACACCGUAGAAGAGAACUUUGAGUAAAUUUAACUAGAGUUCUUUUUCUCGGUCAUGGAGGAGUCGGGCGCGACCGUGGCCUUAACUCGCAGGAGAAGGGCAACUUUGGCAGCGGUUAAAGGUGCGGAUCUGCUGCCGGUGAACGGGAGGUCUGCAGCGGUGCGUCAAGGCUCAGUGAACACGGGCAUUACCAGAGACAAUGACCAGUCAAAACAAAAUCGUUCACUGGAGACAAUACGGUUUAAAUCAAAGACUGAGAAAGAGAAACGCAAGAAUGACUUAAAUGCACGACUGAGCUGUCACAAGACCCAGGAGUCUCUGCUGAGUUCUGCCAGUGGAUACAGUAACUACAGAGGAAUCCUCAACUGGUGUGUGGUCAUGCUGGUGUUGAGCAAUGCUCGUCUCUUCUUAGAAAACCUGUUAAGGUACGGUGUUCUGGUGGACCCUAUUCAGGUGAUUUCCUUGUUUCUGAAUGAUUCGUACAGCUGGCCAGCCUGCCUGGUGAUUGUUUCCAACAUGUUCAUUCUGGUGGCUCUCUACACGGAAAGGCAGCUGUCGAAGGGUUCAUUCACUGAACUUGUGGGAUUUCUGGUCCAUUGCAUUAACAUGGCAAUAAUGCUAACAUUCCCUGCUGCAGUGGUCCUAUUGGAUCCCUUCAUGACCCCAGUUGGCGGUGCGUUUGUUCUUGGUACUUACACCAUCCUCUUCCUAAAGCUUUACUCCUAUAAGGACGUCAACAUGUGGUGCAGAGAGCAGAGCAUUGUCAAGGCCAAGACGCUGGCCAGGUCGCUGUCUUGUCCCUCAGCACAACACGUCAGUGGAGGUGACCAUAAGGUAUUUUACCCUGGCAACCUCACAAUCAGAGACAUAUACUACUUUGUCUCUGCUCCAACUCUGUGCUACGAGCUCAACUUCCCUCGAUCUCCUAAUAUUCGCGUGGGUUUCCUGCUGAGGCGACUGCUUGAGAUGCUGUUCUUCACCCAGCUGUUAGUUGCUCUCACUCAACAGUGGAUGAUUCCCAUCAUUCAAAGUUCCAUGAAACCGCUAGAGGACAUGGAUCUGUCCAGGAUGACUGAGAGACUUCUAAGAUUAGCUGUUCCUAAUCACUUGCUGUGGCUGAUGUUUUUCUACGUGUUCUUCCACUCGUCAAUGAACUUCACAGCUGAGCUGCUGCUCUUUGGAGACAGAGAGUUUUACAAGGACUGGUGGAACUCUGAGACAGUGACAUAUUUCUGGCAGAACUGGAACAUCCCUGUACACAAGUGGUGUCUACGCCACUUUUACAGGCCACUGUUAAGGAGAGGAUUUAGUAAAAUGGUCAGCCAAUCAGCUGUCUUCUUCUUGUCAGCUUUCUUCCAUGAGUACUUGGUCAGUGUUCCUCUCAGGAUGUUCAGACUUUGGGCCUUCAUGGGCAUGAUGGCACAGCUUCCAUUAGCCUGGUUUGUUGGUCGCUUCCUGCGCGGUAACUACAGCAACGCUGCAGUGUGGAUGUCAAUUAUCAUUGGUCAGCCAUUCGCCAUCCUGAUGUACGUCCACGACUACUAUGUACUGCAUUACAGACAGGAGUCUACCUGAUGCACACACACACACACACACACACACACACACACACACACACACAUACAUGUCUCCCACUUUGUCUCAUUCUUUCUGUCUGUCUUUCAAACACGCCAGUGCGGAAAACAGACAUACUUUACAUGUCAGGAUGAACUGAUCUCAUCCUGAUCUUAGCAUGUUUACAUUAGACUCCUUGGCCGUUGUAUCUUCCUGCAAUGUUAUAUUUUUUCUUCUUAAAAAAAUGUUUCUUUAAGCUAGGAAAGGUAAAAAUAGUUUACAUACAGUUUAUAUUUAAAGUUGAAAAUGUAGAAAAAAAAUGUUUAAUCUUAAAACACUACUGCAACCUAGGAAGGAAGGCUUCGUUUCUAUUUCAAGUGGUUUCGUCAUGCAGCAUUUGACUCAGGUGAUUUUUCUUCCAGUGAUUUUUUUUUAAACGUCAGACGGACAGUUUGGUUCAGUUUGGGUACCGUGUGUGGUACUGCAGAAAACCUUUGUUUUAGCAUCAACGUUCUGCUGUGUGCAUGGACAUUAUAAUGUCUGUGGCUGGAUGUUAUCAAUUGUCCAGUUGACAACAUGAUUCAAGUUACUUUUGUAAAAGUU